Messenger RNA from Triticum turgidum subsp. durum (durum wheat), 1143 nucleotides. NCBI's taxonomy places the organism in Eukaryota, Viridiplantae, Streptophyta, Magnoliopsida, Poales, Poaceae. The record is from the annotation of a GenBank genome assembly.
AUGGCCGGAAGCUCGGAUUAUCGGCCUUUUAACCUGGCAGCAAGAGUCGUAGGAAAGAGACGACGACUCAUACUACCUGCCAAGUUGAAGUCGGCGAUACCCGCCAUUGCUCUGGUUCUGUCGGCGGUGGCCAUUGUUGCUGUCAUAACUCAGCACCACCGGAACAUCACCUACUUCCUCCGGCCGCUGUGGGACACGCCGCCCAAGCCCUUCACCGUCAUCCCGCACUACUACGCCCCCAACACAUCCAUGGCCGAGCUGUGCGCGCUCCACGGCUGGCGCGCCCGCGCCUCCCCUCGCCGGGUCUUCGACGCCGUCCUCUUCAACAACGAGCUGGACAUCCUGGAGAUCCGCUACCGCGAGCUGCUCCCCUACGUCCACAAGCUGGUCAUCCUGGAGGCCAACGCCACCUUCACCGGCAUCCCCAAGCCGCUCUCCUUCGCCGAGAACCUGGAGCGCUUUGCGUUCGCGAGGUCCAAGAUCGUCUACGACAGGCUCCCCAUCGCCACACCGAGACCGGGGUCUCGUCGCCGGGAAGAGCCAUUCGACGUGGAGGCCCGGCACCGGCGCGCGCUGAACGCGCUGCUGCGGCGGUCGGGCGUCGCGGGCGGGGACGUGGUGAUCAUGGCGGACGCGGACGAGAUCCCGAGCCCGGAGACGGUGCAGCUGCUGCGGUGGUGCGACGGGGUGCCGGCGGUGAUGCACCUGCAGCUGGAGAACUACGUCUACUCCUUCGAGUUCCCCGUGGACCAGGGAAGCUGGAGGGCGACGGCGCACAUCUUCAGCGAGCGCACGGCGUACCAGCACUCCCGGCAGAGCGACCUGAUCCUGGCCGACGCCGGGUGGCACUGCAGCUUCUGCUUCAGGGAGAUCGCCGAGUUCGCGUUCAAGAUGAGAGCGUACAGCCACGCGGACCGGGUGCGGCGGCAGAGCUUCCUCGACCCGGCGAGGAUCCAGCGGGUCGUCUGCGCCGGCGCCGACCUGUUCGACAUGCUCCCCGAGGAGUACACCUUCAGGGAUCUCUUCAAGAAGAUGGGGCCAAUACCCAGGUCGGCGUCGGCCAUGCACCUGCCUUCCUAUUUGAUCAAGAACGCACGCAGGUUCAGCUUCUUGCUUCCUGGUGGAUGCUUGAGAUCAGGUUAA